AUGUUGAAAACCUCCGUCAGAUCUCUUUCCAGCACCAGCAGAGUCCUUGGAACCAAGGUGUUCAUGACCACGUCGAUUGGCGGUCACAAGCAAAACCCCAUCAAGUUUGAGUUGUUCGACGAGGUUGUGCCAAAAACCGCCGAGAACUUCAGAGCCUUGUGUACCGGCGAGAAGGGAUUUGGUUACGCCAAUUCCAGCUUCCACAGAGUCAUUCCUCAGUUCAUGUUGCAGGGUGGUGACUUCACCAGACACAACGGUACCGGCGGCAAGUCGAUCUACGGCGAGAAGUUUGCGGACGAGAACUUCUCCAAGAAGCACACCAAGCCUGGUUUGUUGUCGAUGGCCAACGCCGGCCCCAACACCAAUGGGUCGCAGUUUUUCAUCACCACGGUGCCAUGCCCAUGGUUGGACGGCGCCCACGUGGUUUUCGGUGAGGUGAUUGAGGGCAUGGACGUUGUGGAGAAGAUCGAGGCGCAGGGUUCCCAGACCGGUUCGCCAAGAAGCAAGAUUGUCAUCGAGGAGUGUGGCGAGUUGACUGAGUAA
Molecule: messenger RNA, 543 nt
Organism: Metschnikowia bicuspidata var. bicuspidata NRRL YB-4993
Lineage: Eukaryota; Fungi; Ascomycota; Pichiomycetes; Serinales; Metschnikowiaceae
Gene: CPR3
Product: peptidylprolyl isomerase
Exons: 1
Coding region: 1-543 (180 amino acids)
Biological process (GO): protein folding; protein peptidyl-prolyl isomerization
Molecular function (GO): peptidyl-prolyl cis-trans isomerase activity
Source: RefSeq, a predicted model, not a curated record